UCUCACAGAUUACAGUUAGAAUAACUUACACAAGACCAUAGCCACUUUAAAAAGAGUUAUCUUUCCCAACUUCUAAAGAAAUUGAAAGUGUCGUUCACGGUGUAUUCAUCAAAUUAUGACUGUUUUACAGAAAUACAUAAAUCAGGUUCACAUUCUGAUCUGCUAUCAUGACAAUUUGGUUUGCUUUGUGCUGCAUGCUAUCUUAUUGGUCCAUGGAAAUGAGUGCUGGCAACUAUUUGAAUUCAAAUAAAUUAGGCGUUGUGAUAAACACACCCACUCUGCAGCCUGAUGUGCACCACUUGAUGGACACAUCUUCAUCUCCAUCUAUAGUUUUGACACUUGAUGUAUCUGCCUCAAUGGAGUAUCAGAAAAGACUCCAGAAAUUGGGCACUGCUGUGCGUAAAUGGAUUCACAGUAUUCCAUAUGGACUUCUGCUUGGAAUGGUGGAAUUCUCCACAAAGGAAGAACUGCUGAGUGAAAUGACUCUGGUUGAUGCCACAUCACGAGAGCGACUAGUGCGAAGUAUCCCUACCAGCGGUCAAGGCGAGACCUGCAUUGGGUGUGGAGUGCGACUAGCCCUUCAGGUGCUGGGGAAGAGGAAUGGCAUCAUGGUGUUGGUGACAGAUGGACAGAACACUGAGCCUGGCCAGUUCAUUAGCAACAUCCAAGCUGAAGUUACAGAGUCUGGGACAAAGGUUGUUGCAGUUGGCUUUGGAGAGGCAGCACCGCUAGAUGACCUCCAGCAGCUGGCAAGUGCAACUGGGGGCCUGUUCUUCUACGUGUCUGACCAUGAUGGUGUUCAGGGCCUGUUUGGAGCCCUGCAAGAAGCCCUGAAGUUGGCAAAAUUACUGCUGGAAAAAUCAACUGGAAUAAUAGAGAAUUCAACAACUGAAUUCUCUGGUGAAGCUACAGAUCUACCAGUAACUGGAACUACUACAGUGAGCAGCCAACAACAUACAACAGGUCUAAGGAACAGGACCACUUCACACAUAGUUUCUGGCAAGCAGCACAAUAUAUCUUCAUCGUGGUUUAUUCUUGGUAUUACUGCUGCAAUGGUGGGAGGAGUCAUGUUUUUUAUUUUCAUGAUGCUGUUGAUAUGGUUGAAAUGUAUCACACCUGUCAAGGGCUUUUAUUCUGUUAUAAAACAAAACCGCAUGACACUCUACAAGCUGUGACCAGCUGCACUGUUACCACAGCACAGCAUGCAGUGCGGCUUA
Messenger RNA from Cryptotermes secundus, 1217 nucleotides. RefSeq lists its product as uncharacterized. Bases 168 to 1175 code for a protein of 335 amino acids. Lineage: Eukaryota; Metazoa; Arthropoda; Insecta; Blattodea; Kalotermitidae. The record is from RefSeq and is a predicted model, not a curated record. The transcript is spliced from 6 exons.